Molecule: messenger RNA, 466 nt
Organism: Porites lobata
Lineage: Eukaryota; Metazoa; Cnidaria; Anthozoa; Scleractinia; Poritidae
Source: the annotation of a GenBank genome assembly
AUGGCCAUUUACAGUCUUCUUCAAAGGAGAGAUGUCAUGGAAAUUUUGUCAACAAGAUUUGGCAAGAGCAUGAUCUUUACUGUCUUUGCUAUGGCCAAAGAAGAAAUAUCCUCAUCGAAAACCGGUAUGAUCACAAUUUCCCCUCUAAAAAGCACUAUCGACGACCAGAUAUCUGAAAUGUUGUCGCUGAGCUGUAAAGCAAUGGGCCUUAUGACAGAAACAGUAAAUUUCAGUGCUUCGAGAAAGUUCACCUCAAUUUUGUCUAUUACUCGGUGUUAGAGAAUAACGCACUCCAGCGCAAUACAUCGAACGGUGUCCGCGAUUGUGGUCGAUGAAUCGCAUACGGUAGAAGAAAGAUGCACAGCGUAAUUCUCCAUACUUUUUUGCUUGGUGUAGCUUAAGCUACAACUCAAAUCUGAAGAUCGCGCUAUACGUAAAAAUACAACAUCCUGCAAACAACACUUAA